Messenger RNA from Aspergillus uvarum CBS 121591, 859 nucleotides. RefSeq lists its product as uncharacterized. Lineage: Eukaryota; Fungi; Ascomycota; Eurotiomycetes; Eurotiales; Aspergillaceae. The record is from RefSeq and is a predicted model, not a curated record. The transcript is spliced from 3 exons. Bases 1 to 777 code for a protein of 258 amino acids.
AUGCAGCUCGACAAUAGCCGGUACACAGUCCCUAUCACAAAAAGCAUCCUAAAGCACGAUUCUGUGAGGAUUCUGGAAUACCUAUCGCGUGAGAUGAACUUACCAAAGAUCAAAACCCGUCCUUCCCGUGGAAUAUCCCGUGACAUCUGCAGCGGCCUUCUUACCCUAGCCAUCUCAGUCUCUAUUCUAGUAGGUCUUUUUAUUACAGCUGGGGGGCUCGGCGACAGGGUCACAUUGGUGGCCCUGACGAUCAUGGGCCUGUUCUCCAGCGCGGCCAGUGUCGCCGCCUGGUGGGCUCCCAGCUUGGUCCAGCGGAAGGCCAGCUGCACGGUCCCGGACGCCGACCAGCUGAUCAUCACGCGCGGCGCGGCGAUGGUGCUGGUCAAAUGCAACGAGGAGGUAUGCCGGGAGCUGUACGUUGGGCGGGACCAGUGCGCUUUCACCUUUGGAGACAGCUGGCAUCGGAUCCUGCUCGGGGUCAGCACGCUCCUCGUCAUGGUCUCGGUGGUUUUUCAACUGCAGCUGGUGGAUGCAGCUGGCGAUCGGCGCGGGCUACUUCGUGCUGAAUAUCCCAUAUUGGCUGUUGGCGCUGCUGGUCAAGCCGAAGGACAUCAUGCCAACCCCACGAUGGAUAAGAACUACACCCAAACCCUGUGGCUGGCCAUCUGGCACACGCAGACGACUGGCUGGGUGAAAUGGGCCAAUGCGAUGCCGGCCACCGAGAAAUGGGCCAUGUGGCCGAAUUUGGCGAGACAGAAUCUUCAAAACGCAUCCUGAGAUGCGGUCGCGGUCAAAAAUGCCCUGUUUAAUGGUACCCUGUCUGGGUCGGAAAAGUCCGAGGUUCGGUUGAGGCAGUCAU